Messenger RNA from Aspergillus puulaauensis, 1638 nucleotides. RefSeq names its product CDC2/CDK family serine/threonine-protein kinase (gene BUR1). Gene Ontology annotation, molecular function: ATP binding; cyclin-dependent protein serine/threonine kinase activity. Bases 1 to 1638 code for a protein of 545 amino acids. The record is from RefSeq and is a predicted model, not a curated record. Gene Ontology annotation, biological process: protein phosphorylation. The transcript is spliced from 8 exons. Gene Ontology annotation, cellular component: nucleus. NCBI's taxonomy places the organism in Eukaryota, Fungi, Ascomycota, Eurotiomycetes, Eurotiales, Aspergillaceae.
AUGGGUAUCGGCCCUCUGGAUCGAAAUAGCAAUGGGAGCACGAGGUUCACUGGAUGUACCGGUAUCCGCGACUUUGAAUUUUUGGGUAAGCUCGGUGAAGGUACAUUUGGAGAGGUCUACAAGGCGAGAGCUAAAAGGGACGACUCCAUUGUCGCCUUGAAAAAGAUCCUUAUGCACAAUGAACGAGAUGGGUUUCCGAUUACCGCCCUCCGAGAGAUCAAGCUUCUAAAAAUGCUGUCCCACGCCAACAUCAUGCGACUCAGGGAAAUGGCUGUGGAGCGAGGUAAAGGGGAGGGGCGCAAGAAGGCUAGCAUGUAUAUGGUUUUCCCCUACAUGGAACACGACCUUUCAGGGCUUUUGGAGAAUCCUGCAGUUUAUUUCACUGAACCGCAAAUUAAGUGCUACAUGAUCCAACUCCUCGAAGGGCUAAAAUAUUUACACGGGAAUUGCAUCCUACACCGCGACAUGAAAGCGGCGAACUUGCUUAUAAGCAACCACGGUAUUCUGCAAAUCGCUGACUUUGGUCUGGCGCGGCCUUUCGACGAAGCACCUCCUCAACCCGGGAAAGGAGGAGGGGAAGCGAAGAGAGAUUAUACCACUCUGGUUGUGACUCGAUGGUAUCGCCCUCCGGAACUACUUCUGCAACUCCGUCGCUAUACAUCUGCUAUUGAUAUGUGGGGUGUUGGAUGUGUUUUUGGUGAAAUGUUCAAGGGAAAGCCAAUCCUCGCCGGUAACAGUGAUCUCAAUCAAGCACAACUCAUAUUCAGCCUUGUAGGCACUCCUACAGAAGAGAAUAUGCCAGGUUGGAGCUCUCUCCCAGGUUGUGAAGGCGUGAAAAGUUUCGGAAACAGGCCAGGGAAUCUUGCAGAGGUAUUCAAAAACCAAAGCCCUAUCGCCAUUUCUUUGUUAACCGAGCUCUUGAAACUUGAUUGGCGGAAAAGGGUGAAUGCGAUUGACGCGUUAAAACACCCUUAUUUCUCGACACCACCCCUUCCAGCGCGUCCGGGUGACAUUCCAACUUUCGAGGAUUCCCACGAACUUGAUAGACGGAGAUUCCGUGGACAGCGAGCUGCUAUGCCUCCAGCGCCUGCUGGAGGCUCUGUGGGGAUUGGUCGGAAUGGGGGGUGGUCAACUAAUUCAGGAAAUAGAACAAACGCAGAAGCUAGGAAUUCUCGUGUCCCCGGUGCUCCCCGGGGAGUGAAGGCAACUUCCAAUGGAAGCAUGGGGAACCAACGGCGCGAUACAUGGAAUAAUGAUUCCCAGCACACGCGGCAAAAAAAGAUUAAUGAGGAUUCAAACCAGAGUCUUCCGUCCCGGCAUAGAGACGGCGGUUUACCGCCUAAACCCCCAGCGCCAACACAUCAUGAACAGUGGAUGCCAGGCCAUCCCGAUAAAGGGGGGCGAGAUCGAGGAUACGGGCCUCGCUAUGGGGAUCUCGAAGCAAACGUCGAUUCAUAUGUUCCUAAUUACAGCGGGAGCGAUCGAAAUCGUGAGAGAGGUCAUGGGCCCACCAACUCCGACUGGCGUGGCUCAUAUCAUCAGAACAAGCUUGAUUAUUCACGAGAAAAUACAUCAAGGAGGCGGAGUCGGAGCCCUAUGUAUAGAGAACGAAUGGACAGGGGCUCAUAUCGCCGGUGA